This is a messenger RNA of Eublepharis macularius, 7132 nucleotides long. It is a transcript of the gene SLC8A1, whose product is annotated as solute carrier family 8 member A1. The record is from RefSeq and is a predicted model, not a curated record. Gene Ontology annotation, biological process: sodium ion transmembrane transport; cell communication; calcium ion import across plasma membrane. The coding region runs from base 86 to 2980 and encodes 964 amino acids. The transcript is spliced from 10 exons. Gene Ontology annotation, cellular component: postsynapse; axon; sarcolemma. Gene Ontology annotation, molecular function: calcium:sodium antiporter activity. Lineage: Eukaryota; Metazoa; Chordata; Lepidosauria; Squamata; Eublepharidae.
UCCUUGUUCCUUUCAGACCCACGCAGAACUGCUGAGACUUGACGGCGGUUGGAAAACAUUUCAAAAUUGGUCAGACGAAGCAAUCAUGUUGGGAUUAAAGAAUCCAACUGCCUUUCCUGGUGGUCUUCACCUCUUAAGUGUUGCUGUACUCUUACUAUUGCACAUGGACCAAGUGCAUACAGAAAAUCUGAAUGAGGAGCAUGCAAAUAAAUCAGAUUGUACUGGUUCCUACAUUUGCAAGAAAGGGGUAAUUUUGCCAAUCUGGGAACCUCAAGACCCUUCAUUCGGUGAUAAAAUAGCAAGAGCUACUGUAUACUUUGUGGCUAUGGUCUACAUGUUUCUAGGAGUAUCCAUCAUAGCUGAUCGCUUCAUGUCGUCAAUAGAAGUUAUUACAUCCCAAGAAAGAGAGAUAACAAUCAAGAAGCCCAAUGGCGAGACUACCAAGACUACUGUCAGAGUUUGGAAUGAGACUGUUUCUAACUUAACACUGAUGGCUCUAGGCUCUUCAGCACCUGAGAUCCUCCUUUCUGUCAUUGAAGUGUGUGGCCAUGGCUUUAAUGCAGGAGACCUUGGACCAAGCACUAUUGUUGGAAGUGCUGCCUUUAACAUGUUUGUCAUCAUAGCACUAUGUGUCCAUGUCGUCCCCGAUGGGGAGAUCAGGAAGAUAAAGCAUCUCCGUGUGUUUUUUGUCACAGCGGCUUGGAGCAUUUUUGCCUACACUUGGCUUUACCUAAUCUUGUCAGUCAUAUCUCCUGGGGUCGUAGAGGUAUGGGAAGGCUUGCUCACCUUUUUCUUCUUCCCUAUCUGUGUAGUGUUUGCAUGGGUUGCUGACAGAAGGCUUUUGUUUUACAAAUACGUCUACAAAAAGUACAGAGCUGGCAAACAGAGGGGCAUGAUAAUUGAACAUGAGGGUGACAGGCCGGCCUCCAAAGCUGACAUUGAAAUGGAUGGGAAAGUGGUUAAUUCCCAUGUCGAGAGCUUCCUAGAUGGUACUUUGGUCCUAGAGGUAGAUGAGAAGGAUCAAGAUGAUGAAGAAGCAAGGAGAGAAAUGGCCAGGAUUCUUAAAGAGCUGAAACAAAAGCAUCCAGACAAAGAAGUGGAACAAUUGAUAGAACUAGCUAACUAUCAGGUUCUGAGCCAGCAACAAAAGAGCCGAGCCUUUUACCGUAUUCAGGCUACUCGCCUAAUGACCGGAGCUGGCAAUAUAUUGAAGAGACAUGCUGCAGAUCAAGCAAGGAAAGCUGUCAGUAUGCAUGAGGUCAACUGUGAAGUGGCAGACAAUGAACCGGUCAGUAAGGUCUAUUUUGAACAGUGCAACUACCAGUGCCUUGAGAACUGUGGCACGGUGGCCCUAACUGUUGCCCGCCGAGGGGGCGAUUUGACCAAAACUGUGUCUGUUGAUUUCAGAACAGAAGAUGGCACAGCCAAUGCAGGUUCUGAUUAUGAAUUCACUGAAGGGACUGUGAUAUUUAAGCCGGGUGAGACUCAGAAAGAAAUACGGGUUGGUAUAAUUGAUGAUGAUAUCUUUGAGGAAGAUGAGAACUUUCUUGUUCACCUAAAUAAUGUCAGGGUCUCCUCUGAAGAGUCAGAAGAUGGUGUUCUAGAAGUGAAUCAUGUUGCAACUGUGGCUUGCCUGGGGUCACCUGCUACUGCCACUGUCACUAUCUUUGAUGACGACCAUGCUGGCAUUUUCACCUUUGAGGAACCAGUCACUCAUGUGAGCGAGAGUGUGGGAACCAUGGAAGUGAAAGUUCUACGGACAUCCGGAGCACGAGGAAAUGUUAUUGUGCCCUAUAAAACAAUUGAAGGCACAGCCAAAGGAGGUGGAGAGGACUUUGAAGAUACUUGUGGGGAGCUUGAAUUUCAGAAUGACGAGAUUGUCAAAACGAUAUCAAUCAAAGUAAUUGAUGAUGAGGAGUAUGAAAAAAACAAGACCUUCUACAUUGAAAUUGGGGAGCCCCGUCUGGUGGAGAUGAGUGAAAAGAAAGCCCUGUUGUUGAAUGAGCUUGGUGGCUUCACAAUCACAGGCCAGCCUGUCUUCAGGAAGGUUCAUGCUAGAGAUCAUCCUUUUCCUUCUACUGUAAUCAACAUUCAAGAAGAGAAUGAUGAGAAGCAGCCAUUGACAAGCAAGGAGGAGGAGGAGCGUCGCAUCGCAGAAAUGGGGCGCCCAAUUCUAGGGGAGCAUACAAAGCUAGAAGUGAUUAUUGAAGAGUCCUAUGAGUUCAAGAACACUGUGGACAAGCUCAUCAAAAAGACAAACCUCGCUCUUGUGGUUGGAACGAACAGCUGGAGAGAACAAUUCAUUGAAGCUAUCACCGUCAGUGCCGGUGAGGAUGAUGACGAUGAUGAAUGUGGGGAAGAGAAGCUGCCCUCCUGCUUCGAUUAUGUGAUGCACUUUCUGACUGUCUUCUGGAAAGUCCUUUUUGCCUUUGUCCCCCCAACAGACUACUGGAAUGGUUGGGCUUGUUUUGUUGUAUCCAUCCUAAUGAUUGGUCUUCUGACAGCAUUCAUCGGGGACUUGGCAUCCCAUUUUGGCUGCACCAUUGGCCUGAAGGAUUCAGUAACAGCAGUUGUUUUUGUUGCAUUGGGAACUUCAGUGCCAGACACAUUUGCCAGUAAAGUAGCAGCAACACAAGAUCAAUAUGCAGAUGCUUCCAUAGGUAAUGUCACCGGUAGCAACGCUGUGAAUGUUUUCUUGGGGAUUGGCGUAGCCUGGUCCAUCGCUGCCAUUUACCACGCAGCCAACGGCAAUGUGUUCAAAGUUGACCCAGGCACACUGGCUUUCUCUGUCACCCUCUUCACUAUAUUUGCUUUUAUCAGUGUUGGCGUGCUCCUCUACCGGCGGAGACCAGAGAUCGGAGGUGAGCUGGGGGGGCCACGGACUCCCAAGAUUCUGACCUCGUGUCUCUUUGUGCUCCUUUGGCUCUUAUACAUAUUUUUCUCAUCUCUGGAAGCCUACUGCCACAUACAGGGCUUCUAAAGGAACUAUUGGAAGAUAGCAUCUAUAUGUAUCUAGAAAGAGAGAAAGAGAGCGAUAUAGAUAUAAAUCUUAUAUUAUUGAAUGGAGGAAGAAAAGACAUUUGCCAUGUUCACUUAUCUACUGAUGGAAUGUAGCUUUGCGGUAGAAGUUUGAAAUCUGCAGGACUUCACCAGGGGCAGCACUAUAGGAAUGGAGGCAUGGAUGCAGGGCCAUCUUUGCAACUCUACCUAAAAGAUCAUGAUGGAAUUACUUUAUAUCCUCCCCCCCCCCCAUCUAAGGAUCGAUGUGACAAAAGGCCGGGGUUAGCUGUACCAUGUUUGGCAUGUGACUUAAAGAGGAAUUCUUGACUUUCUUUCGAAUAACUUUGUUGCCUUCUUCAUAUCUCAAGAACGAGCUGAAUCAUCACCCUAAAAGAAACAAGGGAGUUUGUGCUGCCAUACAAAGUCCAGGGGAUUUGCAGCCCGUGCUGGUUUUUGUUUUUCUGUUUUGCACUUAUUUCCUCCUACACUGCCCAGCCUUUAAGAGUAAGUUCAAAUUUUACACAAAUCCUCUUCCUGUUUUUUUUGGGGGGGGGGGUACGCUAUUUAUGAUCAGCAUAUCCAGUUUCCUUUUAAAAAGAAAAACGAAACUUCUCAAACAAUAUCUGACCAGCGCUCCAUUUGCUCCUGGACUGUGGAUUACAGGCUUUUGCCCAAAGCCCUAAUGUCCAACUCCUGCUUUAUUUUAUUUUUGCUGUUGUUUUGACAGAUCUGGUCAGAUUGGAUUCCAGUGGCCUCCCAUGCCUUUCCUCCCUGCCAGUCUUUGCUGCUGCACUCCUUUUCAUUACUCCUGUUUGGGAAUGCUUUCAUGGUACUUGUUGUAACACUUUGCAUGAACAAAGCAAACCAUAAUCUGUAAUAUAGCACUGGAUAGCGAUAGUCUGUUCAGCAGUGCCGUUUGAACAUUGAAGAGGCAAGCGUGUUUUCUUCCCACACUUUUUUUUCCGGUCUUUUUUCAUUUUCAGUGAACUGGAUGAGAGGCAGGAAGCGGUUGGUAUUCUAUUGUUCUUCAUACAGUCCCUAAGAAGCAAUAACCAAGAUCUGUGGAGAUGCAGAUGUUUUUAAAGGGAAGAUUCUGUGCAAGAUGCACCAGAUAGGGUCAGGCCAUUGUAGGAAACCAUGCUUAGGAUGAACAUGAACAUAGAACGCUGCCUUAUCUUGAGUCAGGCCAAUGGCCCAUCUAGGCCAGUAUUGUCUGCUCUGGCAGCUGCUCUCCAAGGUCUCAGGCAAAGGCCUUUCUGAGCCCUGCUGCCUUUUAAUUGGAGAUUGCAUGGAUUGAACCUGGGACUUUCUGCAUGUGAAGUGUGUGCUCUGUCAUAGAGCUUUGGAGGAGUAGAGCCUGCUUUGUAACUAGUCUGUAUGAAUUAAGUGGAGCUUAGCAUUGUUCCUGCUAAGAGUUUGUUAUUGGGUUGGGGGCCUAAAUAAACAGACUUGGGUUUGGGGUUUUUUGGCAAGCUUCAGUUCCCUCCCACAAUGUAUUUAUGCUGCAUUUUCCUCUGUCUUCAAAUAGCUGAUGCCAAAUGCUUGGUCUCCCUGCUUAUUAUUGUCAAUACUGCAGCACUAUAAAAACCUGUAGGCUGAUGUGGUCUAUGUGAAGGGCACCUUGACGGCAGAUCAAUUCAAAUGUAGUGCUCUGUGGUAGAUUUAAGAAUUAUAUCUCCUCCAUCCAUCGACCUUCAGAGCAGGAUAGCAUCCUGCUUAGCAAAGUGACAAAUCUUGCAUUGUCCAGCAGUGAAUACAUGUAUACCUAGGAGUUAGAGGUUUAACUACUGUUAUUUAUUAUUGGCAAUGUACUCCAUGCUGCACAAUGCACAGAGAGAUCCCAAAACAGCCCCUUCUCUGGAGAUGUUACCAUCCAGCACACGGGUACAGUGCAACUGAUAGACCUGAAAGUGCUUGUUUUAUUGCUAUUUUUGUUGUUGUUUUUCAUUUCCACUCAUCUUUUUCAUGUACCAAUUUUAUUUUGCCUCCUUUAUUGCUGUUUCUGGAAAGGAAAGGGUCAGAACAAGGGGAGUUUGUCAUUGGAGAAGCACUAAGGGCAGGCAGCAUGGAAGGAGCCAGAUGUCAGAGUUGGGACAUGGAGGGGGAAAGGCAGUGCAACACAGCAGGAACCAAAGAAGGGAGAUGGAUGGGGCUUGGGUUUGCUGGGCCUUGAGUUCAAUCACGAGAUGCCGUGCCAUUUGGCAAGUGCUGCCAGGAUCACUGAGUUACUAUAGAAGAUGGGAACUGUAGUCGCUUAGAGCUAGCCAGUGGGGACAAAAUGGGUGCUCUGGUACAGCCAAGAAGAAUGGUUCAAGCAGGCAGAUUAACAGGGCACAAUGGAAGAAGGAUUAUGGUGAGAGAAGCCAUUGAAACUGUUAGCUUUUCUACCCUAACAAAGCAACAAAGUUUCAUAGUGAAUACAGGAGUACCUCCCUGAGGAAAAAGCACUGCGCUGUUGUCCUCCCAACUACAGUUCAUUAAAAUGGACAGAACGACAGUUUUUUGUAUGAAAGCAACACACCAAGGCUGCUCCUUCCCUGUUCACAUGGCAGAGAGCAUUUUGGAGGGGUGGGUUGCACAUCUAGAACCCCAAGAAAUGAACUCGCUUGUAAACAUACCCUUAGCUGCAGUCCCGUUUGUCAGUAGUGAGCAUGCAGUACGUCUGCUUUUCAAAAAGGUAUAUAUAGAAUGGAGCAGCUGCAGAUUAGUGAAGAGAAAUCCAUACAUGAUUUUCAUAACCCUAAAAUGUUAGUCUUGCUUAGGAAUGUUAAGGAGUUGCCUUGUCCCAAGUGACACAGUUGGUCCAUCUACUCCACUGCUGUCUUCUUGGACUAGUAGUGCUCCUUUAAACUUUUCCCAAGCUUGCUUCAGUUAGGCAUGCCAGAGACUGAAACAGGAACAUUUUUUGUAUGAAGCAUGUUCUGUGCCAUUGAGCUGUGGGUUUGACUAUUGUAGAGUCAGUGGUGUUGCUUGUCUUCAAAGAGAAGUGAAUUUGAGCAUGCCCUCCCACCCACCCAUUUAUAUUUCUUUCAAAGCAUCUAAUAGCAGUAUCCUGGUGCAUCUAUUGAGCCUUCUUAGAUCCUCUACAGAUUCAUUGAUGCACCAUGCCCUAGUGAAGUGUGGAUCUCAUCAUGAGCCGAUGUUUUAAAAAGUACGUGUGAUGGGAACAGAGCAGUUGUAUGAAUUAACACUAAGGGCGGAAAGUAAUAAAGACUUUCACUUUUUAAAAUGAGUGAAAAUGGAGCCCUGUAUCCAUAGGCCAGAACAUCAAUACCUGUAGAAAAAGAUAAUUGUAUAGCCAUCAAAGGAGUGGUACAUGUUUGCUACCAUGGAGAAUCAAAUCUGUCAUUGCUUUUUAAUGGAAGAUAGACCAGGAAGGAAAAAAAACAGAGGAAGAUAAAUGUUCUACUUAUAGCAACAUCUUCGUAGACGUGGGGCUUCUGGGUGCAAUCUAGCUUCUUUAAAAUCAGUGUGUAAAGCUGGAAUAUGUCCACUUGCUCUGUCUUGUGGGUGCAUGGACAGUAAUGGGUACGCUGAGCCCGUGCUCAAAAAUGUCCCCCAUUCGUUGCCCUAGAAAGGGAAAAGCAUGUCAUCCAUUUACAUGCACUGGGAAGUCUGUAAACAUGCAGCACUCUUAAUCAGGCCUAUUCUUCAUGAGUGAUGAUUGCAGAAAUUAACCACAGUUGGCCAGAUGUAUGGUAAGUCCUUCUGGUUCAGCUGAAAAGUCAUGAAUGAAAUUUUCAUCACAUGGUUGAAAAUGGAGGAUGGGCUAAGCGUUCAUUCACUUUGAACAAUCUGUGGAAUGCUUGAAUUCUAUUUUUGAGUUUUUCUUUUAGAAUUGAAUGAGCAAUUUUUUCUGUAAAUCAGUUUUCACUUUUGAUGAGUUCUUUUUUGUUUGGUUUCAUAUGAUUUGUUCAUUAUAAGGGAAGAGAAUUAAGCAAUUAUUUGGGUUGUUCAGGGAUUAUUAUUAAUAACAGUAAUUGUUACAAUGUGUAAAUUUAUUUCAUUUCAUCUGUUUGCUUCCUUCAUUUUUAUUUGUGUGUAUUGUGCACAGAACAGAGAGGCAGUGAGUACACUAAUUGUGAUCAAUGGUACACUGAGGCACAGAAAAUAAAUUUAUAAUUGGUCCUGA